This is a messenger RNA of Aphidius gifuensis, 2135 nucleotides long. Its product is annotated as cytochrome P450 6l1-like. The record is from RefSeq and is a predicted model, not a curated record. The transcript has a single exon. The coding region runs from base 33 to 1547 and encodes 504 amino acids. NCBI's taxonomy places the organism in Eukaryota, Metazoa, Arthropoda, Insecta, Hymenoptera, Braconidae. Gene Ontology annotation, molecular function: heme binding; iron ion binding; monooxygenase activity.
UUUCUAUACGCUGUGAAUAACACAAAUUAAAAAUGUUGAGUGAAGUGAUAUUCAAGUUAUUGGUUAAUUUUAUUAUUUUUUCAUCAAUCACAAUAUUUGUCUGGUUGGUAAUAAAAAUAUUUAAUCAUAAAAAUUAUUGGUACUCACAAAAAAUACCUUACAUCAAGGGAAAUUUGCCGGUAAUUGGAAACAUGUGGUCAUUGAUAACAAGACAAGAAAGCUUUGUUACAAUGUAUGAAAAGUUUUAUCGCACUCAUCCAGAACAAAGUAUGAUUGGAUUUUAUAAUUUUCAAAAACCAUGUCUUCUUAUACGUGAUCCAGAACUGAUAAAAAUUGUUAUGCACACUGAAUUUACAAGUUUUGACAAAAAUAUAUCAAGUCUCGAUCGUAAGCUGGAUCCAUUGCUCAGUUCAAAUCCAUUUUUUACUUUCGGCGAUGAGUGGAAAAUUCAUAGGAAAAUCAUGAACAAUGGAUUGAGCAAUAAAAGAUUAAAAUUAAUUGCUCAACAAAUUUCAAAUAUUAGUAAAAAAUUUAGUAACUAUCUAAAUGAUAAUAUAAAAGAUGAAAUUGUCGUUGAAGCAGUAGAUUUUUUUUCUAGCUUUACUGCUGAAGUAACAGCAACUUGUGGAUUUGGAAUUGAUGGAAAAUCAUUUGACAAAAAAAAUUCAAAGAAUUUUAAAAAUGUAGUUAAAAAAUUAAUUGAACCAAAUUCAACUCAAGUUAUGAGUGAACUUAUUGGUUUAUUUUUUCCUGUACUAAGAAAAUUAUUUCAAAUUAAAUUUAUACCUCAUGAUAUUGAUGGGUAUUUUCGUGAAAUAAUUCAUGAUGUAAUUGAGGCAAGAAAAAUAUCACCAUUAAUUGAAAAUGAUUAUCUUCAACAAGCCAUUGAAUUUUACAAUUCAGAAAAUGAAAUAGUUGGACAUGCUGCAUCAUUUUUUUUAAAUGGACAUUUAACAUCAAGCUUUGCAAUUGCUUUUACUGUUCUUCAAAUAGCAUCUCAUCAAAAAGUCCAAGACAAACUUCGUCAAGAGGCAAAGCUAGUUUUACAAAAGCACGGUGGAGAAAUGAAUUAUGAAUGUCUACAGGAACUCAAGUAUUUCGAUAAAGUAAUCAAUGAAUCCAUUAGACUUUUUCCACCACUUGGAUUUCUCGGCAAGGUAUGUACCCAAGAGUACAAUCUCACUGGUAGUGAUGGUCUUCAUGUUUGUGUUAAACCUGGAACAGACAUCAUAAUAUCUGUUCUUGGUUUACAUCGUGAUCCACAUCACUGGACAAAUCCAAAUGACUUUAAUCCUGAUCGUUUCAACAACGAGGAUAAAUAUCAUCACAAAUAUUCUCAUCUUGGUUUUGGAGCUGGAUCACGUAUAUGUGUUGGCAUGAGAGUUGCUAUGUUACAGAUAAAAGCAUCAUUAGCCACCUUGUUAAUACACUGUUCUCUUGAAAUUGAUUCAAAAACUAAAAUCCCGGUUACAGUCAGUCCAAUGUCAAGCUUGUUUACGUUCACCGAUGGUGGAAUUUGGAUUCGUAUCAAGGCAUUGAAACAAUAACCAUUACUUUUAAUCAACAAGUUUUUUUUUAAAUUUUUAAAUGUUAAAAAUAAUAAAUAAAAAAAAAUAUAUACUAUCUUUAGUGUGUCAAUUAUCGGAUUGCUUUUGAUUUAAUCAAUAAAAUGAAAACUUUUGAAAUGAGUCACGCAUAUCACUGUAAUAAUUUACUUGAACUAAUUACGAAAAUGCUGGGGAAUAAUGGCAAUAGAUGAUUUAAUGCGCUGAAAAUUUUCCAAUAAUUGUACACGUAUAUGACAGCAUGUCUAGGGGCUUAAUUCAUAAAGUGACAGCUGGCAGUCACUCAUCCUCGUCAAUUGUUUUUCUCAUUUGAUUUGAGCCUCGAUGAGCUAGCUUUUCAUUUUAAUCAAUUUCAAAUUAUUCACUAAAUAAUUUUGUUAAAAAAAAGUGACACUGUAAUUAACAAUAAAGCUUUGUGGUAUUUUAUUUUAUUUUAUUUAUUUUUUUUUGUGUAGUUUAAAUAUCGCAUUAGCAAUAAAUCUUUUUAUGAAAACAUGGUCAAGAGCAUAAAGAAGAAUUACGAAUAGGCGUAUAUUCGUUGAACAAAUAUAACAAUAUGUAAGCUGAGAA